AGAUUGAAUCUUUGAUGGAGAAAACCAAGGAUCAUGAGUUUGAAGAUGGUUUUCCGACAAGAUCGACUUCCUUGUCCGAACCUUCUAGCCCAUCUCGGAGUCCCUCCUCCUCAGAUCACUCCCUUCCCUUCACCGAAAAUGAGGAGGUAGCUGCAGCUGGGAGGAAUCAGAAGAUGAAGAAACUGGAGAGGAAGGGAACCAGUUUUGCUUACAGAGUUCGCGAACACGUGAAGAUGGGGCCAAAAUUAUCAGAAACAGUGAAGGGGAAGCUGAGCGUUGGAGCGAAAAUAAUAAAGAAAGGGGGAAGAGAGAAUAUAUUCAGAGACAUAUUUGGAGUGAGUGAUGGAGAGAAGUUGCUGAAAGCAUCUCAGUGUUAUCUGUCAACAACUGCAGGCCCAAUUGCUGGGAUUCUCUUCAUCUCCACACACAAACUCUCUUUCUGCAGUGAAAGAUCCAUCACCGUCCACUCCUCUUCCGGCGGCCUUAUCAGGAUUCCUUACAAGGUUUCGAUUCCGAUGAAGAAGAUCAAGGCAGCAAAUGAGAGUGAGAAUGUUAACAAUCCAACGCACAAGUAUAUAGAGAUUGUGACUCAAGAUGAUUAUGAGUUUUGGUUCAUGGGAUUUGUGAGGUAUGAGAAGGCUGUGCUCAAUCUUCGAAGGGCUAUUUCCAUGUCCAACUAGAUUCACAUAUAUACGAGUCGACAUUCUCAAUCUUCAGUUUUGGAAAUUAAAUGUUUUAGGAUUCUCAAUUUUCAACAUUUUGUUUUCGGAUUGAUGUGAUGCGUGUGGUUAGAUUUUUCUUUUAAGGGUAGCUUCUGUGAGUUUGAUGAAAUGCAAUAUGUACAAAGUCGUCUUCUUGUGGGAUAUGCAUAUGCUGAUAUGCUGAAGAAAAGUCAUACAAAUUUAUUUA
Messenger RNA from Salvia miltiorrhiza (redroot sage), 909 nucleotides. RefSeq names its product putative GEM-like protein 8. The record is from RefSeq and is a predicted model, not a curated record. NCBI's taxonomy places the organism in Eukaryota, Viridiplantae, Streptophyta, Magnoliopsida, Lamiales, Lamiaceae. The transcript has 4 exons. Bases 15 to 680 code for a protein of 221 amino acids.